CUCCCCUUCAACUCACGUAUUCCCUCUUUAGUCUAAUGCUUUAAAUCAAACCUUCAAUUCACCUCUCUCCCUUAAAUACCGACUUCAAUCACAAUCGUUAUUCAGAAAGGGAUCGAAGUUCCAUCUAAAAACCAUGGAAACACAACCAAUCUCACUCCUAUUACCUUUUUUCUUUAUAAUCUUCCUUCUUUCUCAAGGAAGCUGGAGAUUAUCAGAAGCUGCAAGAGUGUUCACCAUCACAAACCAUUGCAAAGAGACUAUAUGGCCCGCCGUUACACCAGGUGAAAGCUUCAACGGAGGAGGCUUUGUCUUAAAGCCAGGCCAAUCCAUGGUUUUCAACGCUCCAAUGACAUGGUCAGGCCGAAUAUGGGGUCGAACAGGGUGCAACUUUGAUCAAGAUGGCAAUGGCCCUUGCCAAACAGGUGCAUGCGGCACAACCCUCAAAUGCGGAGGUGCCGGUGCGACACCGGCAUCUUUAGCGGAGUUCACGCUCGGGAAAACCGACUUCUACGACGUAAGCCUUGUCGACGGGUUUAACAUCCCAGUAGCAGUGAAACCUCUUAAAGGGACAGGGAAUUGCACAAUUGCUGGAUGUGAUAAAGACCUUAGAAGAAACUGCCCUAAGGAACUAUCUGUUAAAACAUCUAAUCACGGCAAGACGGUUGCAUGCCGGAGUGCAUGCGACGUUUUCGACACCGAUGAGUAUUGUUGUAGAGGAUUGUAUGGUGGUCCGUCGGUUUGUCAUCCCACUUAUUAUUCCAAGUUAUUCAAGAGUGCAUGCCCUACUGCUUAUAGUUAUGCUUAUGAUGAUCCUUCUAGCAUCUUUACUUGUUCUUCUGCUGAUUAUGUCAUCACUUUCUGCUCUUCCAGGUCUCAACCUGUGUGCGUAUAUCAUGACCACAGACUAAUUUGCAACGGAUCCACGAGUUUAAAAUCAUUGCUCAAUUCACGGUGGUCUCUUACGGUUGCUAUAGCAUUGCUAAUAUAUAAACUUUGUGGAGUAUAUAAUAUCCUGUAACACUUCACCUUUUGAACUAGACGUAAGUCGCAUUUUGUAUUUCUUUUGUGAGGAAUGGGGUAUACAUUGUAAAAAAAGACACAUUUUCAUCAAGCUGUAUCAAUAUAAUAAUCUCCACUAAAAUAUUGGAGGUAAACUUUAGUCUCUCAUCGACAUAUACAUAUGUAUAUAUAAUUGUUAUAAUAUAUACACACACAAUUUCUUAUUAA
Molecule: messenger RNA, 1227 nt
Organism: Beta vulgaris subsp. vulgaris (sugar beet)
Lineage: Eukaryota; Viridiplantae; Streptophyta; Magnoliopsida; Caryophyllales; Amaranthaceae
Product: pathogenesis-related thaumatin-like protein 3.5
Exons: 3
Coding region: 134-1018 (294 amino acids)
Biological process (GO): defense response
Cellular component (GO): extracellular region
Source: RefSeq, a predicted model, not a curated record